Messenger RNA from Rhipicephalus sanguineus (brown dog tick), 4270 nucleotides. Its product is annotated as agrin. The record is from RefSeq and is a predicted model, not a curated record. The transcript is spliced from 12 exons. The coding region runs from base 1 to 3483 and encodes 1160 amino acids. NCBI's taxonomy places the organism in Eukaryota, Metazoa, Arthropoda, Arachnida, Ixodida, Ixodidae. Gene Ontology annotation, molecular function: calcium ion binding; protein binding.
AUGGCAAAAGCUCAAUUUCGUUUGAUUCGAAAUUUAAGCUUUCGUCAUCGGGAAGCGGUUUUAAGGAUACGACUAAUCAUCACUCACGAGAGGAAUGCGCGGUUUUUUGCGCAGGGUGGCGCCCACUGCGGAUGCCCUCCGCCGUGUCCGUCCCCCGUGGACGAUCCGGUGUGCGGAUCGGACGGUGUGACGUACGCCAACGAGUGCGAGCUGCGGCGGGCAUCGUGCCGUCACCAGCGGGCCAUCGCGGUGGCGUCCCGGGGUGCCUGCGACCUGUGCCGCGGAGUGGGAUGCGAGCUGGGCGCCCGCUGCGAAAGCGGCGUGUGCGUGUGCCCGCGCGACUGUCCCGAAGGGCUUGAGCCUGUGUGCGACGGCCGCGGCCAGCCGUACGCCAACGAGUGCCAGCUGCGCAGGGCCUCGUGCCAACAGGGCCGCGACCUGGGGCCACCGAGGCCCUGCGCACCGAUCGACCAGGACCCGGACGGGGGCAGCGGUGACGGUUGCACUUGCCGCCACGGAGCGGUGUGUGCGCCCAACGGAGACUGCCAGUGCGACAUACACUGCGAUGCGGUGAGCCCCGGUACCGCGCGAGUGUGUGCUACGGACGGCUUCUGGUACCCGAGCAGCUGCCACGUGCAACAGGAGGCCUGCCGCCGCCAGAAGGAUAUUAGACCCGCCGAAGGGGCCGAGUCGUGCGCCGGUGGCAAGAAGGGGCCCAAGACGUGUGCUCAGAGUGCCUUUGGCUGCUGCUCAGACGGAGUGACGCCCGCACUCGGCGUUCACCAGGCAGGAUGCCCCAGUGUGUGCAACUGCAACCGGCUUGGCUCGCUGGCAGCUACAUGCGACGCGCUGAGCAGCCAGUGCGCUUGCAAGCCAGGCGUCGGUGGCCAACGGUGCGACCGUUGCCUGCCGGGCUACUGGGGGCUGCACCGCAUCGCCGACGGGGUCAACGGCUGCUCGCCCUGCCAGUGCUCGCCGCUGGGAUCGGUGCGCGAUGACUGCGAACAGAUGACCGGCCGCUGCGUCUGCAAGCACGGCGUCCAGGGCAUGAAAUGCACCGAGUGCACCAAUCCCGAGGCACAGCUUGGCAGCCAAGGCUGCGCUUCGUCAUCUCAGUCCACCUGCGAGCAGUGCACGGGAGGAGAUGAGGAAGGCGGGCCCGUGUGCGGUUCUGACGGCAACACUUAUGCUUCGGCCUGCCAGCUACGCCAGUUCGUGUGCCGCCUGCAGCGAAACUUGACCGUGCGAAGCCCGGGGCCAUGCGAGGAGGCUCUCUCGCCUACGGCCGGACCCGUUCGAAGGUCCACUGCCCACAGGGACGCCGGUCUCGAGUUCCCGGGCUGGCUCGAAAGUGGCCUCGACCCACUGUUUCCGCCGCUGAGUACAAGACCGACGGCAGCCACGGACGAGCCCCAGGAAGGUCGUCCCCCGGUGGAUGAGGAAGACAUCAGGGGAGACGAGGAGCGAGCACCGCCGGAGUCCCCGUCGCAGCCACUCCGCGUGCCGCAGUUUUCGGGACGCUCUUUCCUCGAGCUGCAUCGCCUGCAGGCUUACACGGGUCUGUCGCUCGAGCUGGAGCUCAAGGCGGACGCGCCUGACGGGCUGCUCCUGUACAAUGGCCAGACCACCUCCGGCGCCGGAGACUUUGUGUCGCUGGCUCUGCGGGAUGGACACCUCGAGUUCCGGUACAAUCUCGGCUCGGGCCCUGUGCUGCUGCGUGCGCCCAAACCGCUCACCAUGGGCCGCUUCCACCGGGUGGUCGCCAAGCGCUACCUCAAGGACGGCUUCCUUACGCUGGACGGCGAGGCAGACAUCCGCGGUCGCUCGGGGGGCCUUCUGCAGUCUCUAGACCUCGCCGAAAACCUGUUCGUCGGCUGGCUGCCGGGACCGCGGGGUCUGGGACCACCAGCCGGGGUCUUGGACAACGUGGGUGGCGUGGAGCACGGUUUCCGAGGCUGCCUGCGACGGCUGCGUCUGGGAAAACGCGACGUCCGCCUUUCAGGCGCGUCGCGGGAUGUGUUGCGCGCAGUGCGCCUUCAGGAGUGCGGCCCACCGUGCGGACCUUGCCUUAACGGCGCAACCUGCCUUGACCACGGACCGGGAAACUACAGUUGUCUCUGCCCGCCGGGAUUUCAGGGUGGCCAGUGUGAGCGUCCCCGGCGUCGUGCCUGCGAGCCCGACCCUUGCGGCUUGGGAGCGUCGUGCCUUGCACGCGGGAGCGCCUUCUCCUGCCGAUGCCCUGCGGGCCGCAGUGGCCGCCUGUGCGAGGGCCGAGCGGCGGUACCGGACUUCGCGACCGAUGGCUACCUAGAGCUGCCGCGCUUGCACAACGUGGGUCAGGCCUUCUCCCUCGAGCUGUGGUUCCUCACCAGGGCUCCACAGGGUCUCUUGCUCUACAACGGCGGAGGAUCUUCUGGCCGAGGUGACUUCCUCGCACUGCGACUUGAAGCCAGCCGUGUCCAAUUUCGAUACGACUUGGGCUCCGGAGCAGCAAAUGUUUCGUCUCCCAAUGAGGUCACUCUGAACCAAUGGCACGUGGUGCGUGUGACGCGAACCCGUCGAGAAGGAUCCUUACAACUUGAUGAUGGACCCACGGUGCACGGAGAAUCGAGUGGCCCGCUGAGCGAACUAAACCUGGAGCAGCCGCUGUUCCUUGGCGGACUGCCGCCGGAAGCCGCGAUGAGCGCCGACGCGGGACCCCGCUCGCCCGGUCUGGACGGGGCGCUGCAGCGUCUGGUGCUCAACGGGGACGCCUGGGCUGACCUCGUAGCACGGGCGGUAGCCUCGGAACGCGUCUCCGAGCAUCGGGGUCCGCCGUGCAUGGGCGGUGGGCCAGCGGGGCCGUGCCUCAACGGAGGGAUCUGCCUGCCCCAGCUUGCCGCCCAUUCGUGCCUGUGUCCGGCGCGUUUCGGCGGAGCACUGUGUGAGCUCGCCUUCGACGAGGCCCAGAGGAGACCAGUAGACUUUCGGGGAACCUCGUUCUUACACUUCAGACACGGCUCAAGAGAGCCUGGCGUUGACGAAGAGCCGUUAGGCGGUGCCCCCGAGAACGAGGUUGAGAUUCGCUUCCGGAGCCGGGAGCCUCGCGGCCUGCUGCUCUGGACGGGUGGCCGGGGAGACCACAUGGCGCUGGCUCUGGACCAAGGCCGGCUGCUUGUGUCGUACGACCUAGGCGCUCGACGACAGGAAUUGUGGUCCGAGUCGCGAAUUGACGACGGCCGCUGGCACACAGCGCGGCUACAGCGCCAGGGUCGGCUGGCAACGCUUGUGGUAGACGGUGCAAAGCCGUUGACCUCGAAUGCUGCUCCUGGUGCCACACAGCUCAACACUGACGGGCUGCUGUGGCUUGGCGGAUGCCCCAAGUUGCCCCCCGGGCUUCCGGCAGCGCUCUACUUAGGCUUCGUGGGCUGCAUACACGAGGCGACCGUAGACGGGCGCGAGCUGGCGCUUGCAGGCCCUCAGUGCGCAGACCCCAUCACCUGAAGCCGCCGUGCACGAAGUUCCUGAGGCGCUUACAACCAGGCGACGACAGAACGCUCCAACAGAAACAAGCGUAGCUGCGGCGCCCAUAAACGUUACGAGUGUUUUGCUUUCAGCGAUAUCAAAAAUCCAUCAAGCGCUCGUAGCGUCAAAACGCGCUGAAACCAUUAUGCUGUCGUGCAAAGCGCCCCUUUGUCAUUGAGGCUUGGAAUGCACCGCUCCCAACACUGUCGUCAAGUGGCCACACUGUACAAUGACAUUACAUAGAUAUACAUGCAUGCGCAAGUAAAGCAUGCAUCUAGCUAUGCGCCACGUGUGCACGGUUCGUUAACAAGGUGUAACCAUUGUUCUUUUUAUCACUUAUAGUGAAUAAUUAUGGCGACACUUGUCAUUGCGGCUCCUUCACAAUUAACACGCAUUUGUCUUUCUUUUUUUUUCUGCUAGACACGUGGCUUUGAGCAGGGCGAUCUUCUUGCGCACGGCUAGGGAGCGCAACUUGAGCACGGAUUAGCCCUGAUAAGAAAUGUUUAUGGGUGGCCCUGAGUCUUCCCGUGCCUUGCUCGCCUAGGUUCAGACCUGAGGUGUCGCUGUCACAGUCUUCCAGAAACGUGCCUCUUCCCUUGUGCGGGUUACUCAUUAAAGCGACAUGCUGGCCGAAAGUUGUCCUCGAUUGAUUUAGGUGCUGCUGACCACCUAUUGCCAUGGCACUUACGGGCUCUUCAAUGCGACGGCGAAGAAGUGACGUUGUUUUUCACAAUCCCUGUCUUCGCCGAUAAUAAAAACUGUGGUG